Spinacia oleracea (spinach) is the source of this 2072-nucleotide messenger RNA. Its product is annotated as receptor protein-tyrosine kinase CEPR1. The transcript has a single exon. The coding region runs from base 142 to 1989 and encodes 615 amino acids. Gene Ontology annotation, molecular function: protein binding. Lineage: Eukaryota; Viridiplantae; Streptophyta; Magnoliopsida; Caryophyllales; Amaranthaceae. The record is from RefSeq and is a predicted model, not a curated record.
AGUGGAGCAAUAAGCCUAUGAAUAACAUGGAAUAACACCAGUAGUUUGUAUCAGGUAGAAUCUGUUCCUUCAUCUGCAAAGAUAGUAAAAUAAACACAAUCCUCUCAUAUCAGAAUUCAGUACCUUCUCAUAUAUAUCACCAUGGCCCAACAUUCGAUCUUCUGCUUAUCAUGGUUGAUAUUAUUACUUUCAUUCAUCGUUCAUCUCCGCGCCACAAUUGAUCAGCAGUCACAAUAUUUCACCCUCAUUAAAAGAUCUCUCUCAGGUACUUCCUUAUCUGAAUGGAGUGCCAAAGGAGAGAGCUCAUACUGCAACUAUACUGGAAUAAGCUGCAAUAUUCAAGGUCGAGUUAUAAAGAUAAACCUUGCAGGGCGAUCACUAAAUGGCUCGUUUCCUCCUGAUGUAUGUUCUUACUUACCAGAGCUGCAAGUUCUUGAUAUUAGCAGAAAUCAUAUCGCAGGCAGGUUUCCACAUGGUAUCACCAAUUGCUCCCGUUUGGAAGUGCUGAUCAUGAAUGAUUUGUUUCUCAGUGGAAGACUGCCAGACUUUUCCAGCAUGAAAUCUCUCCAGGUAUUGGACUUAUCAAUGAAUAAAUUCAGCGGAGAUUUCCCAUUGUCGAUUACAAACCUCACUAAUCUUGAGGUUGUAAACUUCAAUAUGAAUGAGGAUUUCAACCCUUGGCAACUACCAGAGGAAAUCACCCGGUUGAAAAGACUUAAAACGUUAGUCCUCUCAACAACAAUACUUGAAGGAAGCAUUCUUCCAUCCAUAGGCAAUAUGACAUCCCUUGUUGAUCUUGAACUAAGUGGGAACUUUCUUAAGAGUCAUAUACCCUCAGAGUUGGGAACGUUGAACAACCUUAAGUAUCUCAUGCUUUACUAUAAUGAGCUUAGUGGGAAAAUUCCACAAGAGUUGGGGAAUCUAACAGAGCUUACGGGGUUGGACAUGUCUGUAAACUUACUGACUGGGAGAAUUCCAGAUUCAAUAUGCCGUCUUCCUAAACUUCAAAUCUUGCAACUUUAUAACAACAGCCUUACAGGAGAUAUUCCAGCUCAUCUUGGAAACUCAACUGUCUUGAGCACAUUAUCUGUCUACCAGAACUUUCUCACAGGCAAAGUUCCCCAAAGUCUUGGGACCACAUCAGAUAUGAUUGCCAUAGAAUUGUCUGAGAAUCAUUUCUCCGGUGAACUGCCUCCAAAUAUCUGUAGAGGAGGUAAACUUGUAUACUUCCUUGCUCUUUCCAACAUGUUCACUGGCGAGAUACCUCAAAGUUAUGCAGAGUGCACAUCACUUGUACGUUUUCGUGUUAGCAACAACCGAUUAGUUGGCAAUGCACCUGAUGGACUUUUUGGUCUCCCUAAUGCAAAUAUCAUCGAUUUGGCUGACAAUCAACUUACUGGAAGAAUACCUAGAGCAGUUGCAAAUGCAAAGAAUAUGUCUGAAUUCUUUAUUCAGAACAACAAAAUAUCAGGAAUUCUGCCACCUGAGAUCUCUGGAGCAGUCAAUUUGGUGAAAAUUGAUCUAAGCAACAAUUUUCUGUCUGGCCCUAUACCCUCUGAACUUGGAAUCCUCAUGAAGCUAAAUCUGUUGCUGUUACAAAACAACAAUUUCACUUCAUCUAUCCCAGAAUCUUUGUCCCAGCUGCAGUCACUAAACAUUCUUGAUCUAUCUAAUAACCAGUUGACAGGGAACAUCCCUGCUAACCUAUCUGAUCUACUUCCAAACACUAUUAAUUUGUCACAUAAUCAUCUUUCUGGUCCUAUACCUCUCCCGCUAAUGAAAGGAAGCUUGGAAGAAAGCUUCUCGGAUAAUCCACGGCUAUGUGUUGAAUCACAUACAGGUCCAUCAUAUACAAACUUCCCACUCUGCCCACAAACUCAAAAGAUGAAGAGAUCAAUUUGGAUAUGGAUUACAUUGGCCUCGGCUAUUGUUCUUUUACUAGUUGCAGUUGUAAUGUUUCUAAAACGCUGCUUAAGAAAUAAAAAAUAGAUAGGUUUCAAUUCAUCUUGACACUCUAGUGAUGUAAAAUCCUUCAUGAAAUAACAAAAAACAAACCUCCAUAUUUGGUUAAA